AUGCAUUGCGGCGGAGAGAGGCCCUCGCUGUCGGAGGAUAACAAGCCGUGCUCAGUGGCUCCCAGCGGGACGGGGAGAGGAGAGGAGGGAGAGAGAGGACAAGCGGAGAAAGAGGAACGGGGAGAGGGUGAGGAGGGGGGGAGAGGAGGGAGAGAGAGAGCCAAGCGGAGAAAGAGGAAGGGGGGAGAGGGUGAGGAGGGGGGAGAGGAGGGAGAGAGAGGACAAGCGGAGAAAGAGGAAGGGGGAGAGGGUGAGGAGGGGGGAGAGAGGAGGGAGAGAGAGAGCCAAGCGGAGAAAGAGGAACGGGGAGAGGGUGAGGAGGGGGAGAGAAGGGGGGAGAGAGUAGGGGGAGAGAGGAGGGGAGGGAGAGAGGAGGGAAGAGGAGGGGGGGGUGGGAGGGGGAGAGGAGGGGAGAGAGGACAAGCGGAGAAAGAGGAAGGGGGAGAGGGUGAGGAGGGGGGGAGAGAGGAGGGAGAGAGAGAGCCAAGCGGAGAAAGAGGAACGGGGGAGAGGGUGAGGAGGGGGGGAGAGGGGGGGGAGAGAGUAGGAGGGAUAGAGGAGGGGGGGGGAGAGGAGGGAGAGAGAGGACAAGCGGAGAAAGAGGAAGGGGGAGAGGGUGAGGAGGGGGAGAGAGGAGGAGGGAGAGAGAGAGCCAAGCGGAGAAAGAGGAAGGGGGAGAGAGGGUGA
Molecule: messenger RNA, 687 nt
Organism: Knipowitschia caucasica
Lineage: Eukaryota; Metazoa; Chordata; Actinopteri; Gobiiformes; Gobiidae
Source: the annotation of a GenBank genome assembly